Messenger RNA from Macrobrachium nipponense, 2774 nucleotides. Its product is annotated as kielin/chordin-like protein. Gene Ontology annotation, molecular function: protein binding. Bases 257 to 2521 code for a protein of 754 amino acids. The transcript has 14 exons. NCBI's taxonomy places the organism in Eukaryota, Metazoa, Arthropoda, Malacostraca, Decapoda, Palaemonidae. The record is from RefSeq and is a predicted model, not a curated record.
UUUCUUUUUUCCGUCGGAAAUAAGGCUUAUAUUGAAGAAUGAGAAAAUAUAUCUGAUUUAGUUAUAAUUUCUGCUAAAUCCGAGCGCUGGUGAUCGAGGAUUUCCCUUCCUUGUAUUAGGGAAAACGUGCUUUGCAGUGUCUCACUUGGCGUUCCGAACUGGAGAAAGUGUUUUUGUCCCAUAGUUCAUUGGAACUUUGGAAGUUAAUUUCUGUCUGGUGUGAAGUUGUGAACAGCUAUUACAUGUGAUCCUCAAGAUGUCUUCUGCAAACUUGAGCAGUUUUGUUUUCUUGUGUUUAUUUUUACCAAAGUUAAUUGCCUUGGCACAGUUGAUUCCAUUAGAUGACCCGGUAUGCUGUUUCAAUGCAACUAAACACAAACCUGGGAGUGUUGUAUUUGGCAUUGAAGAAUCCUGCGUGAAUCUUGUUUGCGCUGUUGAUGAAAGUAGAAAUCCACCAGCUGCUGUGAUAGUUCACGUACGGACGACACCCAAAGACUGUAAAGGAAUGCCAUGUGAGGACUGUUAUGACACAAGCUGCGUUGAUGAGUCUGGGAUAGUGCGUUCAGCAGGCGAGACAUGGAUGCCAACAAGGUGCUCUCACUGUGAAUGUACUGCUGGACAAGUGGUUGACUGCAAGCCGGCUCCAGUAGCUUGUGAGCCGCAACCAAAUCCGUCCUGUGAGGAAAUUCCAGGUCCCUGCUGCCCCACAUGGAAGUGUUCAGACCAAUUCUGUGUCGACAAUGACGGGAAGCGUCGAGAAAUUAAUGAGGAGUGGGGAGGCCCGUGCAUUUUUCACAGCUGUUCACCUCGAGGAAUACUGACCAGCAUUAUAGACUGUGCACGUCCACCGGUGUUGAAUGGUUCUUGCGAGCUUUUCACACCUAGUGGGAAAUGUUGCCCUGUUGUCAGUUGUGGCUGCAUUGAUAGCAAAGGAGUAGGAAGGAAGCUGCAUGAAGAGUGGGGAGGUCCAUGUAUUGUACACACGUGCACUGCCCAGGGAGUAAUCACUAGAAUUGAGGACUGUGCUCCGUUGCCUCUCCUGAAUAGUUCAUGUGAGCUGUUCACACCAGAGGGGAAGUGUUGCCCAGUAGUAAGAUGUGGGUGUGUCGAUGAUAAAGGAAUUCGUCGAGCAAUUAAUGAAACCUGGGGUACACCUUGCAUAAUCAACACCUGUACUACAAAUGGCAUCACUACCAUUGUGAAAGACUGUGCACGCCCACCCCCACUAAAUGGAACUUGUAAGCUUGUCUUUAAAGAGGGUCAGUGUUGUCCUGUCGUGAGUUGUGGCUGUGUAGAUGCAAAUGGUAUUAGCCGUGAAAAUGGCAGUACGUGGGAGAGAGGCUGUACAUCCUUCAGGUGCACAGAUGGAAAAAUCACGGAAGCUCCUGUGAACUGCACCGGUCAUCCCCUUGGCAAUCCCCCGCAUAACAACUGCAUUGUUAAUGUCGUUCCUGGGAAGUGCUGCCCUGAGUGGGUGUGUGGUACUAACUGUGCUCUUGUGCGCUGUGCUGGUCCUCCUCAACCAGACUGUAUUGCAAAUCCCAUUCCACCUCUGCAGUGUUGCGCUACGUAUACUUGUCCUGGAAACAUUAAAGGGUGUGUGGAUGCAGAUGGGAACAGAAGAGCAGUUGGAAGCACGUGGGAGAAGGGUUGCACUUCAUUCAAGUGUGUAGAAGAAGGGAAGAUCAUAGAGGUGUCGGUCACUUGCCCUUCAAUCGGUGAUCUUGGCAAACCAAAACAUUCCAACUGCAUCAUUGGUAUUCCUCCGAAGAGAUGUUGUCCUGCUUGGAUUUGUGGCCCAGAUUGUGCCCUUCUGUUCUGCGCAGGCCCUCCUAGUAAAGACUGUGUUGCAAAUGACCUUCCUGCUCUGCAGUGUUGUCCAGAUUACACGUGUCCUACAAAUCGUACAGGCUGCAAGGAUGGCAAUGGAACCUUGCGUGCAGUAGGAAGCAAGUGGGAAAAGGGUUGCACCUCCUUCCAAUGUGUGGAGGAAGGGAACAUCAUUGAAGCCCCGAUUGUCUGUUCGUCAGUCCGUGCUCUUGGGAAUCCACCUCAUUCUAACUGUAUCGUUGGCAUAGUUCCAGGGAAGUGUUGUCCUGAGUGGAUUUGUGGCCCCAACUGUUUAGUGGUCCUCUGCGCAGGCCCUCCAAGUGGUAACUGUGCAGCCAAUGAGAUUCCUCCGCUUGAGUGCUGCCCUACUUAUACAUGCCCUGAAGUCACUAGUGCAGUCACUUCUACAGCCGCCACAGCUGAAAGCAAUACUGGAACGUGCAAAAUUGGAUCAACUUGGAUACAAGAUUGUCUGAAGCACACCUGUACUGCGGAGGGCAUAGUGUCAAAUCCCUACCGGUGUGAAAUUGGCCAAAGGCCGUCUGCUGGUUGCUCUUUGGUGUUGCCCCCAGGGAAAUGUUGCCUUGAGUGGCAGUGCCCUAAAAGUGCCCCGGAAAUUGGAGACGAAUCUAGUGAAAGUGCAUCAGAAAUUAGAGAUGAAUCAGAGUUGGUAAUUCCCAUACCUGCGUAAUGCAACUGCCCAGCCUGGAGUAAUCCAUGGUCGCUGCCAUCGAAUACUUAUUUUGUCUUGGAUUUUAAGUUUUACAUGGAAGCAAUUUGCAGUUUUAUAGUUAAACUUUAUGCAAUUUGCUGUUUUACAGAUAAAAUUAUAAAUGAAGAGGUUAGAUUUUAUUUAUAUUUAAAAUAGUUUUAAGAAUACAGUAUUGUUUUUGGUCCAUACAGAUGUAAUUUUAUGAAUUCCGCAAUACAUGAAUGUGUUUAAA